This is a messenger RNA of Radiomyces spectabilis, 318 nucleotides long. RefSeq lists its product as uncharacterized. The transcript has a single exon. The record is from RefSeq and is a predicted model, not a curated record. The coding region runs from base 1 to 318 and encodes 105 amino acids. Gene Ontology annotation, biological process: regulation of transcription by RNA polymerase II. Gene Ontology annotation, molecular function: DNA-binding transcription factor activity, RNA polymerase II-specific; RNA polymerase II cis-regulatory region sequence-specific DNA binding. NCBI's taxonomy places the organism in Eukaryota, Fungi, Mucoromycota, Mucoromycetes, Mucorales, Radiomycetaceae. Gene Ontology annotation, cellular component: transcription regulator complex; PcG protein complex.
AUGGAUAUUAAUUCUUCCUCUUCAUCCCCCACCCCUCAUCGGUUCAUUCUGGAUUUGAAUAAUAAUGUAUCAUACCAACAAGGAGCAGCUAAAUACAUAUGUCCCUAUUGUCAAAAAGCUUUCACACGUCCGUCGUCUUUGCGGACGCAUACCUACUCACACACGGGUGAGAAGCCGUUCGAAUGCACCGAAGAAGGCUGUGGACGAAAAUUUAGCGUUCAAAGCAAUCUACGACGACAUUUACGCAUUCAUCGAUUAAAUCGCCCCAUGUCCGUUGGAUAUGCCUCCGCUUCUUCCAACUCGUCCGUUUCGAAAUGA